Messenger RNA from Puntigrus tetrazona (Sumatra barb), 3584 nucleotides. RefSeq names its product ring finger protein 144aa (gene rnf144aa). Lineage: Eukaryota; Metazoa; Chordata; Actinopteri; Cypriniformes; Cyprinidae. The coding region runs from base 415 to 1323 and encodes 302 amino acids. Gene Ontology annotation, cellular component: Golgi apparatus; ubiquitin ligase complex; cytoplasm. The transcript is spliced from 9 exons. Gene Ontology annotation, molecular function: ubiquitin protein ligase activity; ubiquitin conjugating enzyme binding; zinc ion binding. Gene Ontology annotation, biological process: ubiquitin-dependent protein catabolic process; protein polyubiquitination; positive regulation of proteasomal ubiquitin-dependent protein catabolic process. The record is from RefSeq and is a predicted model, not a curated record.
UCAGACUAAUGGCGUCUUUACAACGCGUCCGACGGAGCAGCUGAUUCUUAUAUCUGUCUGCAAAACUACAUGAAGACAGAAGGUUACUGUCACAUUCAGAUGGGCUGGCUCUUAAAACCUAACGUGCUGCCUACCUAGACAGCGUUUUUAGGCAUCAUGUCAGUCUUAGUUUAAAAAAAAAAAAAAAAAAAAAAAGCUAUGUAGGCAGCACACUGUGUUUUGGGAUCUUGGGAUCAUGGGACCCUUGGCUUGUCCAGUCAGACAAUGCAAACAUUCACAUGAAAUGCCAUUUUCUGCUGUUUGAAGGGUGGAGGUGGUGUUUUUUUUUUUGUAGGGGUCUAGAGGAUCGGGUUUGGGUUGCGUAGUUCGACAGUGGCUUGUUAAGUUUUGACAUAAACCCCGGAUGAACACUUCAUGGAAAGACACUCUGCGGCAGGCAUCAUGACCACAGCUAGGUACCGACCCACCUGGGAUUUGGCCCUGGACCCGCUGGUGUCCUGCAAGCUGUGUCUUGGAGAGUUUCCCUUGGAGCAAAUGACCACCAUCACCCAGUGCCAAUGCGUCUUCUGCACCCUGUGCCUGAAGCAGUAUGUGGAACUUCUCAUCAAAGAGGGCUUUGAAACGGCCAUCAGCUGUCCAGACUCAGCCUGUCCAAAACGUGGACAUUUACAAGAAAAUGAGAUUGAAUGCAUGGUGGCCACCGAGAUAAUGCAGAGGUACAGGAAGCUGCAGUUUGAGAAGGAGGUGCUGCUGGACCCGAGCCGGACCUGGUGCCCGUCCUCCACGUGCCAGGCUGUGUGCCAGCUGAAGGAGUCAGACACGGCACUUCCGCAGUUGGUGCGGUGCAACGUUUGCACACACGAGUUCUGUUCCGCCUGCAAGGCCAGCUGGCACCCGGACCAAGACUGCCAAGAGAACGUUCCCAUCACCGCGUUUCUGCCCGGAGAGAGCAGUUCGUUCUUUAAGGCCGACGAUGACGACGCCCCCAUCAAACGCUGUCCCAAAUGUAAAGUGUACAUCGAAAGAGACGAGGGCUGUGCCCAGAUGAUGUGUAAGAACUGCAAGCACGCUUUCUGCUGGUACUGCCUGGAGUCUCUGGACGACGACUUCCUCCUGAUCCAUUAUGACAAAGGACCCUGCCGGAACAAAUUAGGCCACUCCAGAGCCUCGGUGAUCUGGCACAGAACGCAGGUCGUCGGGAUCUUCGCCGGGUUCGGCCUGCUCUUACUGGUAGCCUCUCCGUUCCUGCUGCUAGCCACGCCAUUCGUGCUGUGCUGCAAGUGCAAGUGCAGUAAAGGCGACGAUGACCCCUUACCCACCUAACAGCCCCGACGGGAGCGGUCCCCGUUACGAGGAAUUCCGGUCAUCUCUUUUAAUCGUUUUUUCUUUUCCUUCCUCGCCUUCGAGCUCUUCAUCACCCGGCGGGACUUGCGCGAGCCAUCUCCCGCCGCGGUUACCGUCACAGCUAGCUGAGUAGGCUCCAUCCCGGCAGGCCUGAUGAGACUAACGGAGACUUCCCGAGCCUGCUGCUUGCUUAGGUGGAGGAUCGGAGAGCCGGGGGUGCCCUCCGCAGUAACGAAAGGGAGGUUACUGAAGGAGCGCGGCGCUGUUCCAUCCCGGCGCUCGUCUAUUUUCUGGAUGUUUCGCAUUAUGUGGCUGUUCUGGAGGGUUCUGUUCUAAUAACAGAACACGUAUUCGGUGUGUUUAUGUCCGUUUCUAUGUGCGUAGUAGCAUUUCAGUCACACGGCCUAUUCUUUAUUACUCGUUUUGCACAGAUAAGGGGCUUUUCGUCACGUUUUAUAGCUAAGAUGCUACUUUAGAUGUUUAUUAACUGCUAAAUUUCGCAUUCAGAAGUUUUCGAUGCCACGCUUUUUUCUUUUACCAUGUCAGUUUAUUGUCUUUUAGUAUGUAACUAUCGACGAACCUACUUUUGAUUUGGCAGAUUUGGGCUGUCGACGUCGUCAAGAGAUGAUGUUUGCCAUCGAAAUGUCUCUCGGUGCGCUUAAACAUCGUUUUUAGCCUCGCGCCACGGACCUCCCUAAAGCAUAAACGUGAUUCCAAAGCAGGGCUGUUCUGUGAGGUUACGAUGCCAAACAUUGAGCUACUGAGAGAGUCACUCAAAAGACGCUUUAACCUUAAUCCGAGCACCCGUCAUUUAAAUGAGAACUAGCAAAAUACCGAAACCAAAUAAAACGCUUCUUCUUUUUCCCACUCCUUGAUCAUUUUUCUCCGGCGGUCACCUUUUCGUUUCCGUCAGACAGUUUAAAACAAUUGAAUUUUUAAAUUAUGGAACAGUCCCUGUUAUUUCUGUCUGGGGUUAAACACCGAUUUCGAGACUGUUUGUCUUAACAUACUUACAAGUCCAGCGCUGCAUCUAUGCAAGUUCAUAUAACUUGAAGAUAGAAAAAUAUGGUCUCUGCUGUCUUGAACUAAACGGUUGCUUCGGGCAAGUUAGCGUGGUUUAAUUAAAAGGCGAAAUAUUUGGAUUUAUCAUCAAAACUGAGUUUCAACUACUACUCAUUACAAAUACUAUUCACACGAUAUCUUUCAUUUAAUUGACUGAUUUUAAAACGGAGGUGUGAUACUGAAUGUCAUCAUCUUGCCUGCACCGCCUGAUACAGCAAGCGUACGUUCAAAAACUGUUGCACCGUGUAACUCAGAAAUUAGUGAAGGGCGACAAUUAAUUGAGAUUAAUCCCAUCCGUUAAGGUUUUUGUGUAAAUAAUAGACUAUAUGUGUCUGUACUGUGUAUAUUUAUAUAUUUAUCUAUAUAAAUGUACAUUGUAUAUUGAAGAAAUAUUUAAUGUUAUAUAGUAAAUACAAUAUAAAUGCAAAUACUGUGUAAUUAUGUAUAUAAAUUAUAUAUAUAUAAAAAAUAAAAACUUUUAUUUUGGAUGUGAUUAAUCACGAUUAAUCGUUGCCCGGCACUAUCAGAAACAUUAAGAUCAGAGCACUUGCCAUAUGUGUAGCUGGAUAAUAUGUAGCUCAUUAGUUUUCCUUGUGAGAUUCGCUCAUCUGCCAUUUUUGGUUAAUGUGUAAUGGAACGGUGCCAAAUUGGAGGUUGUUAUGACAAGGUGGAUGUUUUCUCAGUAUUCAUAAAGUGGAUUUUUGGUGAACAUUCGACCUCCAUCUUUUGGUAGCAUUAUCCCGUUUUAGCCUUAAAGUAUUGGAGUACCUCACUGGUUUUCUCUCCUGUAGCUGAGGGCUUUUUUUUCUUUUCGUUUUUUUUUUUUUAUUAUUAUUAUUUGUUUAUCCUCAGGUUCUCUUAGAUGAAUAAUUUUGGCACUUUUCAGCUUGUGUGAUGUUUAAAGGAAUACCUUAAUGCAUACGCAGUCGCGACAUUGUACAUGAAAUGGCCGUGACGUACAGUGCAGUGAAAACGGAAACCUCAGAGCUGAUUUUGCUACGUUAUUUUCUGAUUAUGACCAACAAAAAUCAGCAUGAUGGAUAAAAUGAAAGCACAGCAUCACUGUCAGUUACGAAUAGCACACAAGUUACUCAGUCUAGCUGAAUCUAAUUGUGCUCACGUUAGUCAACAACAUUUGGCCAUUUCAUGUAGAAUACUAUAAAUGCUUUUAUAUAUAU